AUGGGAUCAAUAGCAGUUAACAGGCCAAUUGGCCCUGUAAAGGAAUUUGUCAAGGGCGCAUCAAUUGAAAGGCUUCCAAGCUUGAUUCUUGGGGGUGCCAUUCUCAACACUCAAUAUACUGACAACCCAGAAUCUGUCCCACUUACGGACAUGAUACGAUACGCUUUUGAUCGGGGAAUAAGAGCCAUCGAUACAUCCCCGUACUACGGGCAAAGCGAGAUUUUGUACGGUAGAGCAUUGGAACAGCUUACAGCAGAAUAUCCUAGAGACAAUUAUUUCAUAUGUUCUAAAGUCGGACGCAUUAGACUCGACGAGUUCGAUUACUCGAGGUCCAGCGUCAGGAAAAGCGUGCUGAGGUCUUUGGAACGACUCAAAACGGACUAUAUCGACCUGAUCUUCCUGCACGACGUUGAGUUCAUCGAGACCAAGCAAGUCUUGGAAGCACUGAAAGAGCUACGUGUCCUAAAAAACGAUGGUAUCAUUCACAAUUUCGGCAUCAGCGGAUACCCUGUGGAGUUUCUACUUUCGGUAGCGCAACAGAGUCGUGAAAUUGCCGAAAUAGGGCCUCUUGAUGCGGUGCUGUCGUAUGCCAACUUAAACUUGCAAAACACUCUUCUGGAAGACGCAUUUCUGCGUUUCAAGGACGAAGCACAGGUGAAAGUGGUUGAGAAUGGAUCAAUAUUGAGCAUGUCUCUGCUGCGUGCCCAAGAAACACUGCAAUUCCAUCCUUGCUCUCCAGAAUUGCGGGAACGCGCUCAAAGGGCGGCUCAGUAUGCAGCAGCUCAGGGUAAAGAUUUGGCUACUUUAGCGACAAAGUAUGCGCUUAGCAGGUGGGUCGACCGGGGACCCACUGUUUUAGGGGUGAGCAGCAUCCACGAGCUAGAAAUAGCUUUGCAAAGCUAUUGGGAUGUGGUGGACCGGGAAACCCACGAGCUAAGUGCGAGUGACGUCAAGGACGUUAACUACAUCCAAGAGACCAUCUUUGGCGACCGUUUGAAUGAGACGUGGCAAUCUGGCAUCGACCACUAA
Lachancea lanzarotensis is the source of this 1029-nucleotide messenger RNA. RefSeq names its product LALA0S09e05248g1_1 (gene ARA2). Gene Ontology annotation, molecular function: D-arabinose 1-dehydrogenase [NAD(P)+] activity. The transcript has a single exon. NCBI's taxonomy places the organism in Eukaryota, Fungi, Ascomycota, Saccharomycetes, Saccharomycetales, Saccharomycetaceae. Gene Ontology annotation, biological process: dehydro-D-arabinono-1,4-lactone biosynthetic process. The coding region runs from base 1 to 1029 and encodes 342 amino acids. The record is from RefSeq and is a predicted model, not a curated record. Gene Ontology annotation, cellular component: cytosol.